Molecule: messenger RNA, 3552 nt
Organism: Chanos chanos (milkfish)
Lineage: Eukaryota; Metazoa; Chordata; Actinopteri; Gonorynchiformes; Chanidae
Gene: sufu
Product: suppressor of fused homolog (Drosophila)
Exons: 13
Coding region: 190-1641 (483 amino acids)
Cellular component (GO): cytoplasm; nucleus
Molecular function (GO): transcription factor binding
Source: RefSeq, a predicted model, not a curated record
CAAGCGGCUGAGAAAAAUUGGCGACAGGAGUUUGUUUGGAGGUUUUGAACUGUUAAGAGGACUCUUGGUCAGCCGUUUAUCCAGCAAAAAAGGGCAAGAAAAAAUUCCCCUCUAACCAGCGAUUGAAAAUACGAGGUCUGCUUUAUUUUUGUGGUCUUCCCAUUUUCUGAUUGGGAACCCUGGUGUGGGAUGGAUGAUCUGCGGCCUAGCAGCGGAGUUGCAGCGGGGCUUGCGCCGCUCUUCCCCCCGGGUUUGCAGGCAAUUUACGGGGAGUGCAGGCGGCUGUACCCCGACCAAGCGAACCCGCUCCAAGUUACAGCUAUUGUCAAAUAUUGGUUGGGAGGCCCAGAUCCGUUGGACUACAUAAGCAUGUACAGAAAUGUUGGUUGUCCGGCUCAGGACGUGCUGGAGCACUGGCACUACAUCAGUCUGGGGCUCAGUGACCUGUAUGGGGACAACAGAGUGCACGAAUUCACAGGUCCAGAGGGCCCUAGCGGUUUUGGCUUUGAGCUAACUUUUCGGCUAAAGAGAGAGGCAGGGGAAACAGCACCCCCCACCUGGCCAGCUGAGCUCAUGCAGGGUUUGGCCCGAUAUGUCUUUCAGUCAGAGAACACAUUCUGCAGUGGGGAUCAUAUCUCGUGGCACAGUCCCCUGGACAACAGUGAGUCCCGGAUCCAGCACAUGCUCCUGACGGAGGAUCCGCAGAUGCAGCCUGUGCAGACUCCCUUCGGCCACGUCAACUUCCUGCAGAUUGUGGGUGUGUGUGCAGAGGAACUGCAGGCUGCACAGCAGUGGAAUGGUCAGGGUAUUCUGGACCUGCUGAGGGGACUUCACGUUGCGGGUGGUCCAUGGUUAAUAACUGACAUGAGGAGAGGAGAAACGAUAUUUGAAAUUGAUCCACACUUGCAGCAGGACAGAGUGGAUAAGGGCAUAGAGACAGAUGGCUCUAACCUGAGCGGCGUGAGUGCUAAGUGUGUGUGGGAUGAUCUGAGCCGGCCGCCAGAAGACGAGGACGACAGCCGAAGCAUCUGCAUCGGCUCUCAGCCACGCCGCCUGUCUGAUAAAGACACAGAACAGAUCAGAGAAGCCCUGAGGAAAGGCCUGGAGAUUAACAGUAAAUCUGUCCUGCCACCCAUCAGCAGUCAGAGACAGAGUCACGACCAGCCACAACAAUCAGUUGGACAUUUGCAGAGCCACCAAACCUCAAGGAGCCGUAAAGACAGUCUUGAGAGCGAGAGCUCGGCUGCGAUCGUCCCACAUGAGCUUGUUCGAACUCGGCAGCUGGAGAGUGUUCACCUCAAAUUUAACCAGGAAUCUGGAACUCUCCUACCACUGUGUCUGAGGGGGCGGCUGCUUCAUGGGAGGCACUUCACGUAUAAAAGCAUAAACGGAGACACGGCGAUCACGUUUGUGUCCACGGGAGUGGAGGGAGCUUUCGCUACAGAGGAACAUCCCUACGCUGCUCACGGACCCUGGUUACAGAUACUGCUCACUGAAGAGUUCGUUGAGCAAAUGUUAAGGGACCUUCAGGACCUGGGUUCUCAUGACGAGAUUAAGCUACCGAAGGAGUACAGCUGGCCUGAUAAGAAGCUGAAGAUCUCCGUGCUGCCUGACUGUGUGUUUGACAGUCCUUUACAGUGACCCUGUAGGGCCUCAAUCAGAACACGCGCACACACACACCAACACACACACAUUAUACAUGUCACUAUGGUCACAUCAACACUGUAGCUGGGUACAACAGCUAUGGACAGGACGACCUCUUCUUCUAUUUUUCCCCCAUCCACCGUCCCCAUAUACCACUUCCAUUUGAACGUUUGUUCUCUUUCACUUAGAGAAAAUUUAAGUUGUUUGUUGUUGUUGUUGUUGUUUUUUUUCUUUUUAUCUGAUCCCUGGUUAUUCCUCUUUGUCUGUGGACUAGGUUGCUGUUUUACCCUUUUCUGCCCGGGGUAGAGACAGGUCAUUGGCGUUACAUGUGAUUCACCCCUAUGUGGAUUUAGUUCACUUUGAGAUUGGAUUUGUUAAUCUCGGAGUCCUCCAGGCACAACCGUCAGUUUCCCCCUACGUAUCUGUUUUUCUGUAUAAUGGUAUUUAUUUGGAAUCAUAGUAUGCUUUACUGAGAAAGAGAAGUCUAAAUGUGUGAAGCACCUCUGUGGAAAACCUUAAUAUGAUUUUAGGUAUAUUUUUAUUUCUUUUAUAGUAUAUUUCAAAUGCAGAAGACCAGCCAUGCCAGUAUUCAUGCAUUGUGGAUCAGAUGCCAAAUUUAGCAUUGUAGUGUCAAUUCUCAGACAGACAUACAAAAAAAAAUACAUAUAUCAGAGCAACAAACUGUUACAUAUCUGCCAGCAGAAAUGAUUAGUUUUUGUCAUUAUGAGAGUACAGUCCUUCAAACAGUUAAAAAAAUUACCAGAAACAUUCAUGUUACAGAAGUAUAAACAUGUCAGUGAAGCUACAGCUGGCAGAGUUGCUCUAAUUUGACAAUGUCAAAUUCUGUUUGAAAAAUGAUUUUGAUUGUCAAUGAUAUUCUCUCUCAUUAAACAAUGCCACCACUUAUAACAAAAUAUGAUUAAAAAAAACAAGCUUUCUUUCCUUUGCCAGGAGGAACUAAAGCAUGAUAAUUAAUUAUGGUUACAUUAUUGUUUUAAUUAGUUGGGCUCACUGUUUGUCUUUGUUCUUUGGUCAUCACUGUCUGGUUUGUCAAGUUAAUAGGUUCUUCUUUCACCAAUUCAAAUUAGUUUCUCUUAAAUAUUUUUUUUUCCUGCAAGGAAUCUCAUUAUGGUCGAACCGGUGAGUUAAAGUUUGCUGUUCAGUCAAAACCCUUGCUCAACAGAAUCUUCACUCUACACAUCUGCAGAACCUUUAGAACUGCUGUGCCCUCCUCCUGAAGAACCUGCAAACUACAACAUCCCCAAAACUCUAGAACCCUCACACAACAGAAUUUUCAGAACCACAGAACUACUCCACAGAAGGCCCACUUUUAAGACACCCUCAGGACGACUGAGCCCUACUUUACAGAGCUCCCUUAACUACAGCCCCACCCACUCUGCAGAUCUCUCACUCCCGGGGUCCCACACCACAUUACAGUGGACACUGAAUAAUAGAGGCCCCAGUCUACAGAACUGCUGCUGGUCAUAAUCUUCUCCUCAUCUGACCCUGCAAAAAGCAGAAAAACACACUACAAACAUGCAAACUGUACUUUUUUUUUAAAAAAAUAUGAGUUCUGUAUGACUUGAGUUCAGACACCUCAGAAUUAUCCUCAUUUACAAAAUGUAAACGUGCCUAUUGUAAAGGGGGAUCAGUCAGUUGAACCUUCUGACUGACGCUUUUCUCGAUUUAGUUCAACAGACACUACUCGAUCUGUGACUACAAACACUUCAGUACCAAAGUCAGUAUUGGACCAGCACUCUUCAGUCUUUCAUGUCAAGCAGAUUGGAUUUUAUAAUCUGUAAGGAAGAUGCAUCAAGAUGUUGCUCUGUCUGAUUUCAUGUCAUAUUCAUUGGCCUCAGAUACAUUUCUGUCUAAAUCCUGUCAUAGCAUUCCAUACAUGUGUGAAGA